AUGAAUUUCAAACAACACAGAGCCUUUCAGGUUGUUGUUUCAGCUUUCUUUACUGGAUUUUUGUUAUUUGUCUUUUCUAGAAAUUCCGAACAAACAAGUUGGCCUCAUGGCUUCUCACAUCUUUCUCGGAAUACCGUGGAUGACUCGGUUCUCGCUCACAUCCAGAACCAAACCCUUGGAUUUGAGCAUGUAUAUGCUAUAGGAUUCAAAGAGCGGACCGACAAACGUGACUUUCUUACAUUGGCAGCCUCGGUAACCGGGUUCAAAGUGGAAUGGCAGGAGGGGGUAAGGCCAGAUGAACUGCUACAGAAGGCCAUGCCAAAUGGAGCGAACCUUAACGACACAGAGCCUAGCAUUAUUGCAGCCUGGCGCGCCCACAUGAACACAUUAAUCAGUGUUAUUGAAAAUGGCUAUUCCACAGCCCUGAUUUUCGAAGAUGACGCGGAUUGGGAUGUGAACAUCAAGUCCCAGCUACGCGAGUUUGCCCGCGGGUUGCACGCCCUACAGGAGAAGGAAAAAGUGUCCAAGGAAGCACCGUACGGAACCGACUGGGAUGUUCUUUGGAUUGGAGGAUGUGGCACCGGCCCGGACAAAAACCAAACCAGGUUCUAUGCCAUUCCUGAUGACCCAACAAACCCACCUGCCCGGGCACAAUCCACUCUUGGUGGGCCUCUCAAAUCAUGGACUGAGCAAUUCUCGCAAGACUCCACGCGGUUCAUCUUCAAGGCUGAAUCCGGUAUCUGUACAAUUGGCUAUGCGAUCACGCGCAGAGGAGCGCAGAAGAUCCUCGCGGCUCUUGCUAUUGAUCAUCUUGGGCAGCCGUUCGAUAAUGCUUUAAGUACAUUAUGUGGCGGGGUGGGUGAUCGCCGACGGAUCGAAUGCUAUGCGCCAUUCCCUCAGCUGGUUAAUACUCACCGUCGAGCCGGUUCUUCGUCCCGAGACUCGCAAAUCGUCGCGAAUGGUGAUGAUACAUGGCACGACGAGGAGUCAUUCGCUAUUGUAUAUAGCGCCAAGCGCAAUAUACACCGGUUGGUUGCUGGUGAGGAGACUGUUUACUCGCAGUAUGGCGAAAUGUCCUGGUCUCAAGAAGAGCUGUCCAUGAAGCAAUUCGCGUAUCCUGAAGGGCAUCUGGUUACUUAA
This is a messenger RNA of Penicillium pulvis, 1140 nucleotides long. RefSeq names its product putative LPS glycosyltransferase. The coding region runs from base 1 to 1140 and encodes 379 amino acids. The record is from RefSeq and is a predicted model, not a curated record. The transcript is spliced from 4 exons. NCBI's taxonomy places the organism in Eukaryota, Fungi, Ascomycota, Eurotiomycetes, Eurotiales, Aspergillaceae.